Messenger RNA from Oreochromis niloticus (Nile tilapia), 3442 nucleotides. It is a transcript of the gene adora2aa, whose product is annotated as adenosine A2a receptor a. Gene Ontology annotation, biological process: G protein-coupled adenosine receptor signaling pathway; adenylate cyclase-activating G protein-coupled receptor signaling pathway. Lineage: Eukaryota; Metazoa; Chordata; Actinopteri; Cichliformes; Cichlidae. The record is from RefSeq and is a predicted model, not a curated record. Gene Ontology annotation, cellular component: plasma membrane. The transcript has 3 exons. Gene Ontology annotation, molecular function: G protein-coupled adenosine receptor activity. Bases 731 to 2062 code for a protein of 443 amino acids.
AGACUCACUUGACCGGAGCAGAGCGAGAGUAAAGAGCAGAUCUCAUCUGUGUGAAGUGCCAAAAGCAGGAGUCUUCUUUCUUUCAGUGGAGACACGUCGAUCAGAGCUCGACAGUGUGUUUUUAUUAUUGAGCUGCGCUUUAAAGUCAACUUAAAAAACAGAAGAAGAAAAAAAAAAGUGAAGUGCAGCUGGACGGAAAAUUUAAGGCGUGAAUUGAAGAAGUUGGUCGCUCAGUGGGAAGUGAAAACCGUCAUUUGCGUGAUAUUUUUAAGUCGACUUUUUCUGUCGCCUCGUUUCAUCAAGUGUUUGUGGAUAUCAAAACUUUGCCAUUCCCAUGUGUAGGAGAGGAAGCCUGAGGAGAGAAAGAGCGAUGUCACUGUGAUGUCCGUCGCUGGCAUCAUCUCAGCCUUUCAAGGAGCUCGUGGGAAAAGGACGCCGAGGGGAAGGAGCUGAGGGAGAGGACAGCAGAAGAGCUUUUUUAUGAGGACAGGAUGGAGGUGACUGCAUCCUGCAUGCGGAGUUAGGAGUGAUGAUAGCUCCAUGUGAUUCAUUUUUCUUUUUCAGCAUUUUUAGCUGAGCAGGUGUGAAGGAGUCCCUGUUUUGUGGAAUCUAGUGGCUGUUUCUCUGGAGGUGGCAAGGCUGAGUUCAGCAGCUGCUAGGCUGCAGCUAUGGACGUUGAGGUGAGAUUUCCUCCCCCCGCAUCAGUGACCUCUUUGCCGUUUGCCUCAUCAUGCCGGACAUCUUCUACAUCACCCUGGAGCUGCUGAUUGCCCUCUUCUCAGUGCUGGGAAAUGUGUUGGUCUGCUGGGCCGUGGCCCUCAACAGUAACCUGCAGAGCAUCACCAACUUCUUUGUGGUGUCGCUGGCUGUGGCCGACAUCGCCGUGGGCGUCCUGGCCAUUCCCUUUGCCAUCGUCAUCAGCACCGGGUUCUGCUCCAACUUCUAUGGCUGCCUGUUUAUUGCGUGCUUUGUGCUGGUUCUCACACAGAGCUCCAUCUUUAGUCUGCUGGCUAUCGCUAUGGAUCGCUACAUUGCAAUCAAGAUACCACUCAGGUACAACAGCUUGGUGACAGGACAGCGGGCUCGAGGCAUCAUUGCCAUAUGCUGGAUUCUAUCCAUCAUCAUCGGUUUGACCCCCAUGAUGGGCUGGCAUCUUGGGAAGUCGAAAAACGUCACCAACGAAACCAACAGCAGCCCCUGCCAGCCGGGCAUGAUGAAGUGCCUGUUUGAGAAGGUUGUCGACAUGGAGUACAUGGUCUACUUCAACUUUUUUGCUUGUGUGCUGAUCCCCUUGCUGCUAAUGUUGGCCAUCUACCUGUGUAUCUUCAUGGCAGCUCGCCACCAGCUCAUGCUGAUUGAAGUAAAAGCGUCUCAUGGGGAAAAGUCCCGCUCCGUCCUGCAGAAAGAGGUCCAGGCUGCCAAGUCUCUGGCCAUCAUUGUGGGCCUGUUUGCGGUCUGCUGGCUGCCUUUACAUAUCAUUAACUGCUUCACCUUCUUCUGUCCUAAGUGUGUUCGUCCUCCUCCCUUGGUUUUGUAUGUGGCCAUUAUCCUAUCCCAUGCCAACUCUGUGGUCAACCCCUUCAUCUACGCCUACCGCAUCCGAGAGUUCCGGCACACCUUCCGUAGGAUUAUUAGGCGGCACAUCCUGGGGAAGCGGGAGGUGUUUGAGAGUGGUGGGAGUCAGCGGAACUCUACUCACAACAGCAUCACGGACUCCAUCAGGCUCAAAGCAAAUGGCCUCAGCUUUGACCUUUUCACAGAGCACAGCAGCAGUACCUGUGAGAACCCCUGCCGCUGUCCUGCUCACAUCUCCCCUGUAGAGGAUGGUCUGGCGACAGUGUCUCACCCGCCUCUGUCCGUCGUUAUCGCCCACUGCCCCAAAGUGGGGACGUGUCCACUGCAAGCCCUCAGGCAGACUCAGCUCCCGGCGGGGCACGACUGCUCUGAACCAGAGAUCCUGGAGGAAAACUGCAAACAGAACUUCGCCUCAGCACAGGUUGCACUGCUGUUCAACAACCAGGACAGGAGGAGCUGCUGUAGUGAGCUAGAUAAAGUGCACUGAUCUAUGCGCCGCAGGGAUCAUUCGCUAAUUCCUCGCAGUUAGUUGUGAAUGUCAGCUCAGGAUCACCAUGAAUCCCUAAUUUCCAGUGGGAGCACUGUAAACAGAUGACAGACAAUGAAUGUCACUCACUGAGAUAAAUGAAACAGGACUGAAAACUGUCUCUACUAUUUAAAUACAGUGACAUGUAAAUUUAAUUCAGAAUAAGUCUCAAAGGCACCGCUAUUGUUACCGGGAGGCUACGUCUUAUCAACCUACAUGGCCGGGGAUGGUUUGUAGUGUGCAGCCACUUCACAAGUUGUUCUGUGGAAAUUUCAACACCAUCCACGAAUGUUUUUACUUCCUCUUUGCAAACAGCUGAAAUACAGUAAAAAUGCAGGCAGUUGAUAGACGGGUCUAUAUGGAAUAGGACCAUUUAUUGUAGCCGUGUCAGGAUAGCCACCUUUAUUUAACCAUAGUGUGCCAUUUCAGGUCUGAAUGUGAUGCGUCUUUAAAUUAUUACAUUUAUUUUCUUUCUUUCAGGGAUUUGAACAUAAACACAACAUACUCUGCUCUCUUCACUUGUAAUUUCCACAUUUUUGGUAGAGAUUAACAGACAUAACCGCAUUCCAGAUGAAUGUUUCAGACCAUUUGCUGUUUCCUAAUGGACUAAAAACAGAAGGACAGUGCAGGCUGGUUUGUGGUUGUGAGAAUAUCUGUUAAAUGCUUCACAUUUUCUAAAGCAAAGACCAGUAAUUUGGCAAUCUAAUGCUGUAAUGUGACCUUUUAUUUUUGUUCAUACAUUUGUGAUAAUGACGCUUUAAUGUAUGCUUAUUUAAGUUAAAUUCAGAUGACACAAUUGACACAGUUUGAUGAAUAAUGGGAAAUUAUUUGGAGAUGUCCAUUACUGCCCUCUAUGUUUUCAAAAGUAGAUUGGCACCAAGUGCUGUCUUUAAAUAAAUCCUUUCACAUUUUUAAUGUGUGCUUGCUGUGUAUACAUUUUUGCAAUGGCUACAAUAUAAUCCCCGUCUUUAUUCAGGAGCUGCAGGAACACUUCCAGACAUCCCACUGGCUUUUCAGCAGACAGGCUCGUGAUUUGGUCAUUCUGAGAAAUGGUGGAUUAAACUGUCAUAAUUUCUUGGCGUUUCUUUAUUUUUACAGUUGUUGUCAGAACAGCUCUUGCGGCCUUUUCCUUGAUAAAGAUUUCACAGCCAAAAAAGAUCUCCUGUGUCCUUUGCUCUGCUUGUGGGGCAAAGGACACAGGAGAUCUUUUGAGCUGGAAAUCUUGUUUGCUCAGGUGGAUCACUUCAUCUCAAAUAAGCAAAUUGUCUUUUUUUUUUUGUUGUUUUUUUUGCAUUAUAGCGCCGUGAAACUUUAGCUUCAUACAAUAAAUACUUUUCUAGA